Molecule: messenger RNA, 5151 nt
Organism: Galendromus occidentalis (western predatory mite)
Lineage: Eukaryota; Metazoa; Arthropoda; Arachnida; Mesostigmata; Phytoseiidae
Gene: polybromo
Product: protein polybromo
Exons: 8
Coding region: 1-5151 (1716 amino acids)
Biological process (GO): transcription elongation by RNA polymerase II; chromatin remodeling
Cellular component (GO): RSC-type complex
Molecular function (GO): protein binding; chromatin binding
Source: RefSeq, a predicted model, not a curated record
AUGGCUCCGAAGCGUCGGGCGCCUCACGUUGACGAUGAGGACGAAGUCAUCACGCCUGUGCGUCUUUCCAAACGACGGAGACAGGGAGCCGAGAUCACCGAAGUUCUUCUGGGAUUCGCCGACGCAAUCAAGGACCUCAGAUGCGAGGAAGACGAUAGAUUUUACAUUGAUUCCUUCAUGCGACUGCCGAAGAAGCGCACCGCGCCGAACUACACCGACGUGAUCAAGGAUCCGAUCGACUUCAGCAGAAUUCAACAGAAGAUCCGCAGCGAUGAGUACAACACGGUGGAUGAGUUCGCUCAAGAUAUCCAGCUGAUGGUGGAAAACGCGAAGACCUACUAUAAAAAAGACAGUCAAGAAUACGCGGAUGCCGUCGAAAUCUCGAAUCAUUUCGAGGUCUUGCUGAAAGAAGAACGCAGUGAGAGCGUCGCGCCGUCCGACGGUGACAACGACGAGACAGUUGAUCUGAACGAUCAGCUGGCCGAGCUGUUCGCGACGGUGGUCAACGCUCAAGACGAGGGCCGCGACGUCGCGGACGUUUUCAAAAUUCUUCCGUCGAAGAGAGAUUACCCGGACUACUACCAGGUGAUCAAGGAACCGAUCGAUUUGCGAACGAUCGCGCAGAACAUUCAAGAAGACAAUUACUCCUCGCUCUCAGAACUCGAGAAAGACGUUGUACUAAUGUGCAAGAAUGCCAAAACUUACAACGAGCCCGGUUCGGAUAUCUAUCGCGACGCUGCCUUCAUUCAGAAGCUCGUCAAAGGGAGGCGUUUCGAGAUCGAAAAUCGGAAGGCUGUUCCUUUCAAACGCGGUCGCAAGAGUAUCCUGCGAGCCGCUCACGCUUUGGUUGAAGAUCUAGCGAAUAUCGAGGACAGCGAUGCCGACGCUGAUGAGGAGGACGACAACGAUGACGAGCAGGACGUCGAGGACGACGACGAGGGAGACAUGGAGGUUGAAGAGGAUGACGAUGCGAGUCGUCAGGAAAUCCUGACCCCGAAAAAACGGGGGAGGAAACCUAAAGUGAAACCGAACUCGGUGGAUCACACCACCGUGAAAGAAGAGGACGACGAUGACGACGAAGAAGAUUCGCUCACGGUCGAUGCAAAUCUCAUUUGGGACCUGAUUACCAGUCUACGGAUGUAUCAGCCACCCGGCGCUUCUUCGAGCGCCAACGUCAUGUCGGAUCAGUUCAUGCGGAUCCCGAGCAAGAAAACCUCGCCUGAUUACCACGCGGAAAUCUCCAAACCCAUGUCGUUCCGAAAGGUUGUGACGAAUCUCCUGAAGAACAAAUACCGUUUCGUGAAGGACGUUGUUGCCGAUGUGGAGCUGAUUUUCAAGAACGCCAAAGUGUUCAACAGGCCCGACUCGAAAGUGUUCCAAGACGCCGCCACUCUGUUGAGAGUUGUUCAUGCGAAGGUGAAAGGACUUCAGGAUGCGAACCCAAACGUUCUAGAAAUGAAAGUCCCGAGAGCGACCGAUGAGGAUCACGAACGGCUUGAGCUCGUGAUUAAGGGUUGUCGGAAGCAGAGAGCUAACGAACAUCCUCUGAAAACGAGACUCAACGCCAUCUACAAAGCUCUCAUGAAUCAUGAGGAGGAUGGUCGCACGCUGAUCGACCCGUUCCUGAAAAAACCCGAUCCACAGGAAUAUCCUGAUUAUUACGAAGUCAUCCACAAACCCAUCGAUAUGCAGCUAAUUUACGAACGGAUCCGCAACCUUCGUUACCAGAACCCUGAACAGUGCGUGGCAGACUUCCGCCAAAUGUUCGAAAACUGUCGAACCUAUAACGAGGAAAACUCACAGAUCUUCCAAGAUGCCAACACCCUCGAGCAGGUAUUACAAGCGAGGAUCGAAGAGUUGGGACCGUAUGUCCCACCCCCCGAGACGCCCACACCAGCCUCCCCGGGGAAGAGAUCCGUGCCCAAGCACAAAGCAAGCAAAUGCAAGCUGCAGGCUCUUCUGGACAAAAUGUCGAAUUACAUCGACAACAAAGGUCGGAACAUAAGUCGAAUCUUCAACAAAUUACCGUCAAAACAAGAUUAUCCUGAAUACUAUGAUGUCAUCAAGGAACCGAUCGACUUGGAGAUCAUAAAACAGAAACUCGGCAAAAACUCCUACGAAACCCUCGACGACAUCCUUCAAGAUCUCUUGCUGAUGUUCGAUAACGCCUGCACCUACAACGAACCUGAUUCGCAGCUUUACAAAGACGCCUUGUUGUUGCGUAAAGUAGCGCUUCAGACAAAGUUGGAACUUGGGGCUGCGGACCUCGAGGAUGGAGUCCCGGAUGUCAAAGGUGUUGUUCAAGAACUCCUAAACAAUCUAUUCACGUCAACAUAUAAUCAUCAGAACGACCGUGGCCGUUGUUAUACGGACAGCCUUGUCGAGCUGAGCGAAACACCAGAAUUCGUGGCGGCUGCUGAAGAGGAAGGUGCAAAAGUUCUCAACCUAGACCUCAUCAAGAGAGCCAUGGAUCGUGGCUAUUAUCGCAGGCUAGACAUCUUCCAGCAGGACAUGUUCACAUUUUUCCGUCGUGCUCGGAAGGCUGCCAAAAUAGACUCCGCCGUCUGGAAAGAUUCGAUUGAGCUACAGACGUACUUCAUCAAAUACCGGGAUGAGCUGUGCUCGAACAGAUUCGAAUCGCCCGCGGCUGCCUACACAGAAAACGAUUUAAUCGAUGAAAUCGACAAAACCAAAGCGGAAAAGACGGUACUCGAUGCGACCGACCAUGAGGUGACGAAGGAAAUCAAGGUUGAAGCACACGAUAACGGAGUACAGCAGAUGGAGAUCGGUGGAAUGAAAGUGUGUGUGGGAGAUUACGUGUACGUGCAGCCCCGUGAGAAGGGCAUGGAACCGCACGUUACCAUGAUCGAGAAACUGUACACGGAUGAGAAAGGUGUUCAAUGGCUCUUCGGGACCUGGUUCUAUCGGCCCCACGAGACGUUUCACCUGGCCUCCAGGAAGUUUUACCACAAAGAGGUUUUCCGAAGCGACAGCCACACCAAUACUCUGUUGGCUGAGGUCAUGGGCAAAUGUUACGUCAUGUUUGUCCGCGACUUCUUCUCCGAGAGACCGGAGGGCUUCAACGAAAGAGACGUAUUCGUAUGCGAGUCCAAGUACUUCCCAAAGAUGAAGCGAUUCCAGAAGAUCAAAGUUUGGGCUCAAAACGAAAAAGUCAAAUACAUUCCUAGAGAAAAACCUUUGGAAGCGAUCCGAGUACCGUCCAUUUUCCGCAAAAAGGAUUCUGAAGACGACGGCAAAGCCGACGAUAAAGACAACAGGAUCGAUGACAAGGAACUUAUAAUGCCAGCUUUGCCACAACAGGACGAGUAUCGUCCCUGCGACAGGGUCAUGCCCGAUGUCAUGCUGCCGACCCCGUCAGGAGACGACAACGAGAACACGUAUUUCGAGCAAAUUACAUUUUCCGGUGGGACUUAUCGGACCGGUGAUUGCGUGUACGUUCGGACAGAAACCACUAACCUGAUGGCGCGCAUCGAGAAGAUGUGGACCGAUAAACAGGGUAAAGGUUUCUUCCACGGACCUUGGUUCGUUACACCACAAGAAAUCCAUAGUUCUGGCGCCGCCCCAGGCCGCCAGUAUUUCCGUCAGGAAGUGUUUCUGUCCUCGAUCGAAGACACGAACCCCUUGCUAGCGAUCACCAGCCGAUGUCACGUCAUGGAUCUCAGCGAGUACAUGACCAUUCGUCCCACCGAGCUCACCGAGCAAGAUAUUUACAUUUGUGAGAAUACGUACAAUGAAAGCGAAAAAGUCAUCACGAGACACGAGCACGGCCUCAGGAAAAUUCUUCACUCCGACGCGGUGCAAGUUGACGAGAUCUACAUUCUCAAGCAAGCACCCAAAUUAGCUCGAGAAGAUUUUCCUUUCGUGACGAAAACACCCGCCGUCGCUCAGAGCGAUAACGAUGACAGCAACGACUUUUCUCGUGACGAAACCAGCAAUCAUUCAGUGUCGCUCUCCACGCCACUGUCGUCCAAACAGAAGCCGGCAAAUAAAGUCAAACCGAUGAGAAUCAGUGGUUACAUCGUCUACUCUACCGAACGUCGAAAACAGAUCCAAAUCGAGCAUCCAGAUUUAUCGUUUGGAGAUCUUUCGAGACUUUGCGGCCAAGAAUGGAAAGAUCUCCCCGCCGGCUCCAAAGCCAUCUAUGAGGAAAAGGCAUCUAAACAAAACGAGUUGAACAAAAUCAAGCAUGCCGAAAUGUUCAACGCCAACAACAGCAUCGCUUAUACGGAACGAAGCAGUAACGAUCUGCUUAAGGUCCAUGAAUGCCAUUGGGAUAAUUGCGACUAUCAGUUCGAGGAACUCGAAGACCUUACCCAUCAUUUGACCCACGAUCCGUCGGGACAUGUUCAUCAAACAUUCAUCAAGCUCAACGAGAGCGUGAACUUCCAAUGUCGUUGGAUGAUGUGCAGUCGUGUGAAGAAAUGCCAGCCUCCGUUCAACACGAUCCCAAAGCUCCUCAAACACGUCAAAGACGUGCAUGUAAAAACCUCACAGCGUACGAUUCUUCCUGAACAAAAGACGAGGAAUUUUUGCACUAGACGACCGCCCGCAUCCACGACUCCUCAAGCGCACCCCCAUCAUUCGAGCAGUCCCCAUCAUCCGCAGAUGAUCCAGCCCCAGACUCCAGGUCCCAUGCCAGCUCCUGCAUCGCCCAUGCAUGGAAUGCCCUACUAUUCUCAGGGCGCACCUGGCCAACCCCACCCGGCUACGCCCCACCCUCAUGGACAUACUUAUCAUAUGGGACAUGGCCAUGCCUACCCACAGAGUCCCUCCCCUCAAUUCACGCCCAUGCAUAACGGCCAAGCGCAUGGUCCGUCAAUCCAAGUUUCGACAGCUCCUCGACCAGCUGAGCCCAUGUUCGUGGCGCCACCUCCGAAACCCCACAAGUUACUCCAUACGUACGCCUACAUCAAAUAUAUUGAAGGUCUGAACCACGAUCAGAAAACGGUUUCGAAUUGGGAUCAGCAGCUCAAAGCGACCCGGGAUAACACGGUCAUCCAGAAUCCCCAUCAGCUUCCGAUGCACUGGCUUGCUAACGGAGCAGGGCGUCAUGGCAGUACCGUCAACGCGCUGUGGGCUCUGCGGGACUUUAUGCUGAAAGACGCACUCAACAUCAACCAAAUCGAAUAG